This is a messenger RNA of Colletotrichum truncatum, 363 nucleotides long. Lineage: Eukaryota; Fungi; Ascomycota; Sordariomycetes; Glomerellales; Glomerellaceae. The record is from RefSeq and is a predicted model, not a curated record.
AUGUCUUCCCCCCGUGAGAAGAACACCAAGUACGCCUCCGACGAGGAGACCUCUGAGGACACCCAGCAGCAGCAGCCCCAGCGCCGCCAGAACCGCAGCAAGGGCAGGCAAAUGCAAAGGCGCCAGCAGGGCGGGCCCCUCGAUGGCAUCGGCGGCGGUGAUGUCGGCCAGCAGGUCCAGGGCGUUGCCGGCGGCGUCCAGAACACACUAGGCAACGUUGCCGGCGGUGCCCUGCAACAGCAAGGCGGCGGCGGUGGUGACAAGAGCGACACCCUGCGAUUGCGUCUUGACCUCAACCUCGAUAUUGAAAUCACGCUCAAGGCGCGCAUCCACGGUGACCUCGAGCUUGCACUCUUGAACUGA